UCGCUCCAUCUUCUCCAACUCGAAGAACAAAAGCCCUAAAAAUGCGAUGAAUCAAACAUUGCCAAAAUCUUAGUUUUUCUUCGAAGAUUUGUGCGUGUAAUUGAUAUCUUUCAUUGUCAAGAUCUCGAGCUUUUCAUCUAUGGCGAAAGUCAUCAAGCCCUCUUCGCGCUACUGUUCCUACGAUGUGCGAUCUUCUACUUCCUCCCAUUUCUCCGAUCCUUCUUCUUCCUCUGAGUUCAAGCUCAAGUCUCCAAUGGCUGCGAAAUCAUCGUCUUCGCGCGCUCUUGUUCAAAUCAAGGCGUCUGAUUUGGCUAGGACUAAGGCGAAGCCGUCGGAUCAGAACUUGACGGCGAUGGUGAAGAAAUUCAUGGAGAAGCGGUCUGGUUCGAAACCGAAGGCGGUGAAGCAGGCGGUGGGGUUGGUGAUUCCGUCGGAUUUAAUUGCGGAGGAUUUGAAAAAGACGGCGAGGAAGGGGACGAACUUUGGAGGGCUGCAUAAGAAGCUGUUUGGGAAGGGAUCGGUGGAGAAGAAGGAGAAGGAGGUGAAGGCGUUGACGGAGGUUAGAGGGAAUACGAGGACAUUGGCGAUGGUGCUGAGGAGUGAAAGAGAGCUUUUGGGUUUGAACAAGGAGCAGGAGUUGGAGAUCACUGAGCUCAAAUUAGUUCUGGAGGAGAAGUACAGAGAGAUUGAGAAGUUGAAAGAUUUAUGUUUGAAGCAAAGAGAAGAAAUAAAGUCAUUGAAGAAUGCAAUAUUGUUCCCAGAUGUUAUGAACUCGCAGCUUCAAGAUAUUCUUGAAAAGCAGGGUUCAGAGUUGAAGCAAACCAAACACAUCAUCCCCACUCUACAAAAGCAGGUCACCACUCUCACUGGCCAACUUCAUUCCCUCGCCGAGGACCUAGCCGAGGUAAAGGCUGAUAAAUAUUCAGGAAAGUCUUGGUUACAAGGUAGUAGUUCUCCUCACACACCUACAUAUGAUCAUCACGAGGAUGCUUCUAACUCAUUGGAGUUCAGUGACUGUGAUCCAACGUCCCCAGGCAGUCCGGAUGACUUUUUGUUGAAGGAUGUGAAUCCCUGUCUAACACCCUAUUAUGCAACUAAAUCCAAGGAGUUUGAGGCAAUGGGAUACGAAAUUUCAUCCCAUAACAGAAUCGAAUCAGGUUUUGAAUCUUGUUCCAGGAAGUUGUCCAAAAGUUCUGAUUGCAGACAGAAUUCCAACAAAGCAAACGUUACGAAAACAGCCCGGAGAUCCGACGAGGCUAAAUAUACGUAUGGAAAGACAAUGCAUAAAUUUUACUGAACCUCAUUUCUUCCACCCAGGUUCGCAUUCUUCAUCCUUCUACAUACCUUUUUGUACUUUGUCACCUACUGUCACCGUAUGAACCAUUUUAUAUUGGAUCUGAUCCAACAACUGGAGCUAUAUAUGCCAGGCGUUCUUCUUUGUUUUAUUAUUGCUUGGGUGAAGAAUAGUCCAUUAUUUUGAGCUUUAGGGCGUGUAAUACCAUCGUGUGCAUGCUAUACUUGUAAUGCUCAUCAAUAAUAGUAAAUGGUCCUAUUUCUUUGAGAAUUGUUGCUGUUAU
Messenger RNA from Cucurbita moschata (crookneck pumpkin), 1577 nucleotides. RefSeq lists its product as uncharacterized. NCBI's taxonomy places the organism in Eukaryota, Viridiplantae, Streptophyta, Magnoliopsida, Cucurbitales, Cucurbitaceae. The record is from RefSeq and is a predicted model, not a curated record. The transcript has 5 exons. The coding region runs from base 140 to 1297 and encodes 385 amino acids.